Messenger RNA from Octodon degus (degu), 1527 nucleotides. Its product is annotated as sprouty-related, EVH1 domain-containing protein 3-like. Gene Ontology annotation, biological process: multicellular organism development; negative regulation of MAPK cascade. NCBI's taxonomy places the organism in Eukaryota, Metazoa, Chordata, Mammalia, Rodentia, Octodontidae. Gene Ontology annotation, cellular component: membrane. The record is from RefSeq and is a predicted model, not a curated record. Bases 1 to 1122 code for a protein of 373 amino acids. The transcript has 3 exons. Gene Ontology annotation, molecular function: protein kinase binding.
AUGGGCUCCUGCAUCUGGGGCGGAGAAGGAGGAGGAGGAGGCCGCGUUGCCGCCGCUCAGAGCCCGGCCGGAGCCUCCCAGACCACCCUGGAAUGCACCCUGAGGCCAGGCUUGGUUUACAACAAAGUGAACCCCAUCUUCCACCACUGGAGCUUGGGUGACUGCAAGUUUGGGCUGACGUUUCAGAGUCCCGCUGAGGCUGAUGAGUUCCAGAAGAGCCUACUGGCUGCCCUGGCUGCCUUGGGCCGAGGCUCGCUCACCCCCUCCUCUUCCUCCUCCUCCUCCCCUUCCCAGGACACCGCAGAGACCCCCUGCCCUCUGACGUCCCACGUGGACAGCGACUCCUCCUCCAGUCAUAGCCGCCAGGAGAUGCCUCCCACUGCCGCAGCCCCCAUUGCCACGGUGGAGUCUGACUCUGUCUUCGGGCCCACCACGCCGCCCCAGCGCCGCUGCUCCUUGGCUCAGAGCUACCCUCCGCUUCUGCCGUUUACGGGGAUUCCGGAGCCCUCAGAGCCUGUGGCCGGGGCAGGAGGCCCGGGCUGGGGUGGCCGCGGCUAUGAGGAUUACCAACGCUCUGGACCACCCGCGCCCCUCGCCCUGUCCACCUGUGUUGUGCGCUUUGCCAAGACUGGCACGUUGAGGGGUGCAGCCCUGGGUCCCCCAGUGUCAUUACCUGCCCCUCUUACCGAGUCUACGCCCCCAGCACCCCCGGCUCGCCCACCCCCGGGCCCCACCCCUGCACCAGCUAAGGCCUCCCCAGAGGCGGAGGAGGCUGCGCGCUGUGUGCACUGCCGAGCGCUCUUCCGCCGUGCGGAUGGGCGUGGGGGCCGCUGCGCCGAGGCCCCAGAUCCGGGUCGCCUGCUGGUGCGACGUCUCAGCUGCCUGUGGUGCGCCGAGAGCUUGCUCUACCAUUGCCUGUCAGAUGCCGAGGGUGACUUCUCGGACCCGUGCGCCUGCGAGCCGGGCCACCCGCGCCCUGCUGCGCGUUGGGCAGCGCUGGCUGCGAUCUCACUGGCCGUACCCUGCCUCUGCUGCUAUGCGCCCCUGCGUGCGUGCCAUUGGGUUGCGGCUCGAUGCGGCUGCGCAGGCUGUGGGGGUCGCCACGAGGAAGCUGCGCGAUGAGGACCAGCUGGCAGGUCUGGUGGCAGGACCAGGAACCCAGCAUUGAGAGUCCAGGAUCCCAGACUUGGACUCGGUUUGAACAUAGAAUUCAAACCAUGGCACAUUUGGAACUUGGAGCUUGAGUUUGAACUGAGAGAUCCCAGACCUGGAGCCUGGGCCCAAACCUGGGACUGAUGACCUUACACCUAGCAUCAUUAGGAUGUCUGUCAAGGGUCCUGAGUUCUGGAUUCUCUAUCCAUUUCCCCACUGAGGAGACUCCUGACAUCUCCAGACUGCAUCUCAGAGGGCCCCAGGCAUACACAGAUCCCAGAGAGGGUCUGGAGCGUCAAACUCUUGACUCUGCCCACCUGUCCAGCCCAGACCCCUGCCACACCUGGCACCGUGAACUCUCAGAUUACAGCACCG